Molecule: messenger RNA, 1416 nt
Organism: Peronospora farinosa
Lineage: Eukaryota; Oomycota; Peronosporomycetes; Peronosporales; Peronosporaceae
Source: the annotation of a GenBank genome assembly
AUGGACGCGUAUGAGCAGGUCCGCAUUAUUGGCAAAGGCUCUUUUGGCGUCGUCACGCAGAUCGUGCGCAAGGCCGAUCGCAAGAUGCUUGUGUGGAAAGAGGUUAACUACGGUGCCAUGAGCGAGAAGGAGAAACAGCUCAUUGUCAGCGAGGUGAACAUUUUGAGAGAAUUGCGUCAUCCGCACAUUGUUCGAUACUUGGAUCGAGUGAUUGACAAACAGGCUACAAGAAUUUACAUUGUCAUGGAGUUCUGUGAAGGAGGUGAUCUUGGCCAGUUCAUUAAGAGGAAAAAACGGGAGGGGUCUUACAUCGAAGAAGGAUUCAUCUGGCACAUUUUCACGCACAUCUUUUUGGCAUUGAAGGAAUGCCAUCGUCACCGCGAAGGCAACGUCAUUCGCCCAAUUCUUCACCGUGAUAUCAAGCCGGGUAACAUUUUCCUAGACUCGAACAACAACGCAAAGCUUGGUGACUUUGGUCUUGCCAAGGAAUUGAGCAGUGAGUCUCGCUUUGCACAGACGAAUGUUGGAACACCGUACUACAUGAGCCCGGAGAUGGUGAAUGAGAUGACUUAUGAUGAUCGCUCCGACAUUUGGGCACUGGGAUGUUUGCUUUACGAAAUGGCUACCCUUGGCCCACCUUUCGACGCGACCAAUCAGUUAGCACUCGCCAAGAAAAUUAAUGCUGGCAAGUUCACGCGCAUCCCGUCGCAGUACUCAGAGGGCCUUUUCCAGGUAAUUCGUUGGAUGCUCCAUAGACAACGCUCUCGACGACCGAGAAUCGAAGACUUGGAGCGUGUACCGCAGCUGCAACAGAGAUUACGUGCAUACUCGGCGGCUAGCACGCCGCAACCAGCAGCUGCUGAUCCGAAUUUGCAGACUUCCUAUAAUCAGAAGAUGAAGGAGCUUUUGGGAAUAGAGGAAGACUUGCGCCGACAGGAAGCUGCUUUGAUGGCUCGUGAAAAGAAGUUGAAAGAGCUGGAGGUUGACUACAUGCGUCGUGAAAGCGAGCUGAAGAAACGCGAGCAAAUGGUAGAGAUGAUGACGCGUAAGUUGUCGUACAACGGUGCUAAGGUUGGGUCGCCAACAUCUGAUGAUUCCAACUCCAGUGCAGACAAUAACUUUAGUCUCGGAGGCCCCCAAAGCCCUAAACGGCGAGGAGACGUCGGUGGGGACAGUCCAUCAGGUCGUGGUGGCCUCCAAUCGCAGUCCUCAGGAGAUCUGAAUGCGAAAGUCGCUGCAGAGGAGGGUCAACCAAAAUCUCAGCGCGGCGGAGGUCACCCUGCCAAAGGCCAAACUAGCCCUUACUGUGGCCCAACGGGCGAAGUCGGCUCGACUCCGUCGACGUCAAACCGACUUCGCGACGCCCCCGAACAAGUUGCGAACUUGAUGAAGGGAAUGUGGAGGAAAAACAAUUAG